This is a messenger RNA of Closterium sp. NIES-65, 840 nucleotides long. The record is from the annotation of a GenBank genome assembly. Lineage: Eukaryota; Viridiplantae; Streptophyta; Zygnematophyceae; Desmidiales; Closteriaceae.
AUGAACGUGGAGGUGGACGUGGACGUCGACGUGGAGGUGGACGUGGAGGUGGACGUGGAGGUGGACGUGGAGGUGGACGUGGAGGUGGACGUGGUCGUGGAGGUGGACACGGACGUGGACGUGGACGUGGACGUGGACGUGGACAUGGACGUGGACAUGGACGUGGACGUGAACGUGAACGUGGACGUGAACGUGGACGUGGACGUGGACGUGGACGUGGACGUGGACGUGGAGGUGGACGUGGAGGUGGACGUGGACGUGGACGUGGACGUGGACGUGGACGUAGACGUGGACUUGGACGUGGAGGUGGACGUCGAGGUGGACGUGGACGUGGACAUAGACGUGGACGUGGACGUGGACAUGGACGUGGAGGUGGACGUGGACGUGGAAUGGACGUGGACGUGGACGUGGACGUGGACGUGGACUGGACGUGGACGUGGACGUGGACGUGGAGGUGGACGUGGAGGUGGAGGUGGACGUGGAGGUGGACAUGGACGUGGACGUGGAGGUGGACAUGGACGUGGACGUGGACAUGGACGUGGACGUGGACGUGUGGCCGUGGACAUGGACGUGGACGUGGACGUGGACGACGUGGACGUGGACGUGGACGUGGAGAACUUGGACGUGGACAUGGACGUGAACGUGGAUGUGGACGUGGACGUGGACGUGGAGGACUUGGACGUGGACAUGGACGUGGACGUGGACAUGGACGUGGACGUGGACAUGGACGUGGACGUGGACGUGGACAUGGACGUGGACGUGGACGUGGACGUGGACAUGGACGUGGACAUGGACGUGGACGUGGACAUGGACGUGGACGUGAACAAGACGUGGACGUGA